AGGCUGCCUAGAAAUGGAAAUGCAGGGAUGAGAGCGGAACAAAAGAGACAGAGUGGCACACCAGCGAGGAGGUGGAAGCCAGACGUACUAUUUGUGUCAGGUGUAACAUUGACUGAAACAAAGAACUGAAGCGCUUUUCCUCCCUCGCUUGUCAUUUGCAUAUCAUUACCUCUGACAUAUGAAAGACCCGAACCUGAGCUGACAACAAGAGAGAGAGAUUGGAACUGAAUAAUUCAUGGGGUCAAAGUACAAUUUCAUAUCACAGUCUUUCGUUGUCUUUGAUAAGACUUGGCUGUGGGAACAAGAGACUGACAGGUGUAAUGGAUUGUUUCACGGCAAGCAGAUCUUGUUUGAAUGGGAAUGAAUGAGCACGGUAGCCCAUCAUUUCCCAUAUUGAGUAUCAGCAAAUCAGGAGUGGGGAAGAAUAUUACCAUCAGGGGCCAUUCGACUCUGUCGAGGGCCUUACCAAAUCUAUGAAAAAGUGUAAUAGUUUCUUAUAAAUGUUAUUUAUGGGCAGAACAGUGGUUAGCACCGUUAUAAUAAUCAAGUCUAGUGGGGAUUAAAGCAAGGGUUUCACAAUAGCUUUGAAAAAGUCAGAUUUUUGGAUCCACUCUAUCAAAUUGUCAUGGUAAUAAAAUUAUUCCCAGGUGAUUUUAAGUGCUGCAUCAUUUUGCGAUUUUGCUGGUUUGUGACGAUGUUUGAUCUGACGAAAUGUACUUUUUCACGGAAAAACAGGCAAAUUCAUUGCAUUUAUAUUAUAAUGGUUGUUUCACUCUUUGUAUCCUGCUACUGGCUGGUGAACAUCAGUCAGCUGGGAUGAGGUCCAACUCACUUUGCUUUUUAAGUUUUUUUUAAAUACUGAAUAAUGAGCGUUUGUGGCUUAAAUGUUUUACAACAGUUCCUCAGAGGUUCCACUUGUUUUUUGAAUUGCGUGGGUGAAAUGCUUCCCCAAGCGAUAGGGUUCCACACCGUGGUCUAAACCAUCGUUUGCGGACCAUUUAUGAGCACACCCAACAAUCUUCUCAUGAUACAAAUGUGCCACAUCACAUUUGUUGGGAAUCACUGCUCUAAACGAUGCACUGUUACUACUUGUGUGCACAGGCGAGCACUUGAGGCUCUGUCCUCAGGACUACACCUGCUGCUCCAGUCAGAUGGAGGAAACGCUGGCGCUUCAGAGCGAACGGGACUUCCUGAAAUCCGUGGAAAACCAUAGCCAGUUCCUGUUGACCACCUUCACCCAAAGACAGCGACGGUUUGACGAGUUCUUCAGGGAGCUGAUAGACUUGUCUGAGAAGUCCAUGAACCAGAUGUUCACCAAGACCUACGGACGCCUGUUCACACAGAACUCGCACGUCUUCCAGGAGCUGUUUGUGGAGCUGCGCAGGUAUUAUUCAGGGGGGAGCGUGAGUCUGACAGAGGUUUUGUCGGACUUCUGGUCCCGACUGGUCGAGCGGGUCUUCACUCUGGUCAACCCUCAGUAUCAGUUCAGCGAUGACUACCUGGAGUGUGUCAGCAAGCAUGCCGAACAACUGCAGCCGUUUGGAGACGUUCCUCGCAAACUGCGUGUACAGGUAUCCAGGGCUUUUAUUGCUGCUAGAGCGCUCUCACAGGGAUUAGCUGCUGGUCGAGAUAUUGUCAACAAAGCCACAAAGAUGACUCCAGACUCUGAGUGCAUGCGUGGCCUAAUGCGUCAGUGGUACUGCCCCCUCUGUCGAGGAAUGCCCUCCCUGCGUCCAUGCCGCGCCUUCUGCCUCAAUGUGAUGAAAGGCUGUUUAGCCAAUCAAGCCGACCUGGACACCGAGUGGGACUAUUUUAUUGAUGCCCUCUACCACGUGGCUGAGAAACUGGAGGGGCCGUUCAACAUGGAGCUGGCGGUGGACUCCAUCUCCGUCAAAGUGUCCGAAGCCAUCAUGCACAUGCAAGAAAACAGUGUCAGCAUAUCUACCAAGGUGUUCCAAGGGUGCGGAAACCCCAGACCUGUUCCAGCACGUUCCAAGCGCUCACCCAAAGAGUCAGGGGGCAACAGGAGGCCUUUCCGCACCUACACCCCCGACGAAAAACCGACCACGGCUGCAGGCACCAACCUGGACCGACUAGUUACGGAACUGAAAGAACGCCUGCGGCCCAUGGGGAGCUUCUGGGUGUCCCUCCCACACACCAUCUGCAACGAUGAAAAAAUGGCCGCCGACGUCACUAAUGAGGACCGCUGCUGGAAUGGGCAGACCAGGGGGAGAUAUCUGCCAGAGGUGAUGGGCGACGGGCUGGCAAAUCAGAUCAACAACCCCGAGGUGGAGGUGGACAUCGGGCGACCCGACGUCAAGACCAGACAGCUGAUCAUGGAGCUAAGGGUGGCUUCCAACAAACUAAGACAUGCACAGAGUGGACAGGACAUGGACUUCAUGGACAGUGAGGAGGGCAGCGGUUCGGGAGGCGACGAUGCCAGCGAACGCUACAACGACGAUUGGCCAGGUUACGGACCUCACUCUCCUCCUUUCAGCAAGCCCCCACGUAACGCCGCCUCUAACCCUGCCAAGCCUCCUCGGGUCCGCGAGAGAAACGGGCCCAAGGGCAACCGGAACCACGGCCGAGUCCCAUCUGCAACAAGUCAGCUCGCUUCCUCCCUGCUUCCUUUUUUGGUGCUACCUUUUGUGCUCAUGAAGGCCCCCUGGUGGAGAUAGUUUCUCAUUGCAUUUGUCAUGAUGGCCAGCCAAGAAUGUUUUUUUUCAUUUGGUUACUUUACCACACACACACACACACACACACACACACACAAAUGAAUAGCACAAAAUGGCUUAUCAUGAUUAUUUAUAACAUCAACUGCACAAGUAUCUACAUUACUGUAUGAACAUAACAUUAAAUCAAAAUGUGCCAACUGGUAAAAUGGGCAGAUUCAUCAUGUUUUGAUGAGGUGUACAUUUUGAGAUAAAAUUCUUGAGCAAUGAAUUCUUCGGCCAUAAUUUUGUUAAAAUCGUGCAUCGCAAUACAUUUGAAUAUAGUAGAAAGGUUUUAUUUAUUUCAGCAGUUCAAUUCAAAAAGUGAAACCUGUGUCUUACACAGAUUAUUAUCAUUUGAUGCAUUGGAAAAUACCUUUAAGAAGGCUAAUGCCUACCUAAUUUCUAUGUUACAAAUGGUUUUGAUAGUUUAUGGUUCAAAUUUUCCCAGAUGGUGACUUGUGGGUUUUGCUCAUCAAAAUAAUGAAAAAUCAUGAAAUGUUUUUAAUCUCUAUAACAGGAAAUUUUCCCUUUUGAAUUUAACUACUGAAAUAAGUAGUGUUGCACAUUUAUUGAGUUGCAUCUCUGUACGGUGGUGCCUUGACUUACAAGCUUAAUUCACUCUUGACCAUCUUUGUAACUCAAAAAUCUUGUAUCACAAAUCAUCAUUCCCCACAAAGUGUUGCUUCACAAUUUGUGUUUAAAUAUCUGUCGCUUAAUGAUCGAUAACAAGACUAUCAUAAAAAACAUUUUUAAGCCCCUCUAAAGUGUUUUCAUGUGUGUGUUAGCAUUAGGCUAGCAGACAGUGCUAAGACAAAGCUGUGUUGUUGUUUUAAACAUGUAUAGUUCUUUGUUUUACGUUUAUUUUGACAGUAAACUCCAUCUGUGUGUGAUAAUAAACAGCUUGACGCCACCUUUUGGGGGAAGAAUUGUUCACAAUGCCAAAAGUCUCCUGAAAGUCAAAACAAAAAAUGGGCUGAAGUAAGUCAAGGUACCACUGUAUUUGAACUACUUAAGUGUUGUGUUCAGGGUUGCCUGUGAAAAAACAAAACACCAAAGGGGUUUGGUUUUUUUCAUGAUGUAUCGAAAUCCCGAUUGGGGUUGCUUAAAACAACAAUAAGUUAAUGUAAAAUGUGGAUACUUUUUAAGUUAUUUUUCAUUUCUAUUUAUAAGACAAGGGUCAAAUGGUUUUACUCUCUAUAAGAAGUGUUUGUGUUAAUCCGCUGGUAAAAAUAAUUGCUGCCAACCAAUUAGAACAACAACAAAGUUAAUAAUUGACAUUAUUAGCAAGAGUGUAAGGUUUUGUAUAUUUUGUGUGCCGCAUGUGAUUUUUUUCUUUUCUUUUUCAUCCACAUUUGGAGCAGAUGUUUGUAUGCUUUUUGUAUAAUAUUGCGCUUUUCUAUGUAUUUUUCCUAAAAGUAACAAAAUGUGAAGAUAGUGAAUGAGGUACAAAUUCUGUCCAUGAGUUAAUUUUCAUCCAGUGCCGAAUGUAUUUUGAUAAAGAAAAAGGUGGAAAGUGUUGUUUGUGCAACUCGGAAUGUACAUGUGAUAAACCCAAAGGAGUACAGAAAUGACGAGAAAAAGAUUAUAUAGAUGAGUGGUGGGUAAUCUGUGGCUCGUGGGCCAUAUACAUGUCGUGAAAUUAUAACAAGCCCUACAAAAUUUAACCUGCAAAUAUUAAUAAUACAUAAAAAAAUAAGCAUUUGUUCACAACAAACUUUUCCAUGUUUCGUCAAACAUUUCAUCAUGAAUUUGAUCUGGCUCUGGGAGGACCAUUAAUACUUGACAUGGCCCCCGAAAGGAAAAAGGUUCCCCACCCAGGAUGGAUGACAUGUGGAGACAUCUCAGUUUAGCAGUCAUGUUAAAGCGAUGUUUACAUUACGUUCCUAGUGGCCACAAGAGCCCCAUUGCAUAAAAUGUGGUAUGCCAUGGGACAAUAUUUGAAAAAAAAAAUCUCACAUCCCUGAGAAUGUGAGAUAAAUAUGCUGUCUGGCUCACUACAGACCAUCAAAUUGUGUUACUUGUGUUACACUCUGUUAUGUAUGGUCAGUUUUGGUAGUGUGCAACAUUUUCUACGGCCGACGAGGUUUUUCAUCUGCACCAUGACAACUGUGGAAAAUGUUCUGAGAGUUUAAAUGUCUCGACGGGCAACCACGGUAAACACGGCCUGUAACGUUUACCUAUCUCCCGUCCCUCCCCACCCAACCCUGUGUUGUCUCAUGAUCAUGAAGGCUUGUCCAUGGGGGCCCAAUCCAACCAAUCCCCCAGGGAAUAUGGGGAUGCAAUAUGUUUAAAGAACAGUGUUUAAAGGCUACAUAUGGAAUUUUGAAAGUCAACAAGCAUUGUGGAUUGUAUUGAAUUCUGGAGGUUCCACUGUAGAGCAGCAGUGUUGUUGUCCUUUCGCCUUGUCCGACGGUGAUACACUCGAGUACUGUAGACAAAUGUUCAAGAGAACGGUCUUCGAAAGCACAAUUGUCUUUCAUGUUGUUGUUACACUUUGUUUUGAACGAACACACAAGUGAUAUUUUUUGCGUCAUUAAAAAAAUAAAAUAAAAU
Messenger RNA from Hippocampus comes (tiger tail seahorse), 5267 nucleotides. It is a transcript of the gene gpc2, whose product is annotated as glypican 2. The coding region runs from base 1152 to 2678 and encodes 508 amino acids. Gene Ontology annotation, biological process: smoothened signaling pathway; regulation of protein localization to membrane; regulation of signal transduction. The record is from RefSeq and is a predicted model, not a curated record. Gene Ontology annotation, cellular component: extracellular region; synapse; plasma membrane. The transcript has 10 exons. Lineage: Eukaryota; Metazoa; Chordata; Actinopteri; Syngnathiformes; Syngnathidae.